ACUGGGAAGGAGGGGGCGGGGGCCGGCCGGGGGAACCUGGGGCAGCCGCUGCUGUCGCCAUGGCCGGGGUGUUCGACAUCGACCUGGAGACCGAGGAGGGGAGCGACGGGGACGAGCCCGAGCUGGGGGCGGAGAUGGAUUUGGAGCUGCGGGGGAAUGGCCUGGAGCCGGUGGGGCACUAUGAGGAGAUCGAGAUCUCAGAGAGCAGCGUCAACAAUGGCCCUGAGCGCAUUGGGCCCCACUGUUUCGAGCUGCUGCGCGUCCUAGGCAAGGGUGGCUACGGCAAGGUGUUCCAGGUGCGGAAGGUGCAGGGGACCAAUGCCGGGAAGAUCUUUGCCAUGAAAGUCCUGAAGAAGGCGAAAAUCGCCUGCAACGCCAAGGACACGGCUCACACCAAGGCUGAGAGGAACAUCCUGGAGGCCAUCAAACACCCCUUCAUCGUGGACCUGAUCUACGCCUUCCAGACGGGUGGCAAGCUCUACCUCAUCCUCGAGUGCUUGAGUGGUGGAGAGCUCUUCAUGCAGCUGGAGCGUGAGGGCAUUUUCCUGGAGGAUACAGCAUGCUUCUAUCUGAGCGAGAUCACGCUGGCCCUGGGCCACCUGCACUGCAACGGCAUCAUCUACCGGGACCUGAAGCCGGAAAAUAUCAUGUUGAACAGCCAAGGGCACAUCAAGCUGACAGACUUUGGACUGUGCAAGGAGUCGAUCCAUGAGGGAGCCGUCACUCACACCUUCUGUGGGACCAUUGAGUACAUGGCUCCAGAGAUCCUGAUGCGGAGCGGACACAACCGGGCCGUGGACUGGUGGAGCCUCGGGGCCUUGAUGUACGACAUGCUCACUGGAUCGCCGCCCUUCACAGCUGAGAACCGGAAGAAAACCAUCGACAAGAUCCUCAAGGGGAAGCUGGUGCUGCCGCCUUACCUGACACCCGACGCCCGGGAUCUACUCAAGAAGUUCCUCAAGAGAAACCCCAGCCAGAGGAUUGGGGGCGGGACGGGCGAUGCAGCUGAUGUGCAGAAGCAGCCGUUUUUCCGCCAAGUCAACUGGGAUGAACUGCUGGCACGCAAGCUGGACCCACCCUUCAGACCCUGCCUGCAAUCGGAUGAUGACGUCAGCCAGUUCGACACCCGCUUCACUCGUCAGACACCCGUGGAUAGCCCUGACGAUGUCUCCAUUAGUGAGAGUGCCAACCAGGCCUUCCUGGGCUUUACCUAUGUGGCCCCAUCGGUGCUGGAGAGCAUUAAGGAGGGCUUCUCCUUCCAGCCAAAGGUGCGCUCCCCUCGCCGGCUCAACAGCAGCCCCAGAACGCCCGUCAGCCCGUUGAAGUUCUCUCCCUUCGAGGCCUUCAAACCCAGCCUGGCGGUGGAGCCCAUGGAGCUAGGGCUGCUGCCCCCACCAGAGGGCACGGCCCCCCUGCCCAUCAAGACGCCGCCGGGCACCAAGAAGCAGAAGGGGGGCCGGGGCCGGGUGGCAAGGUAGCUUGAGGCAGGCAUAGUGCCCCUGCCUGGGCAGGAGACUCAGCUUGGGCCGGCGGGAAACUCCCUGUGGAGGUGCCCAGCCUGUCGGUGAUCCAUGGGGUGGACAUAGCCCCCUGACAGCUGAGUGGGGCUGGGGGGUGUCGGGGGCCCCCAGCCGGGAUGGACUCAGGAGGAGAUGCUUUGUCAGGGCUGCAAUUCCAGCAGGUGGGGCAGCCCCGGCUGGGGAGGGCAGGGGGUGCUGGGCCCCCGGGCUGCAGCUCCCACCAACGGGGCUUUUAACCCUUC
This is a messenger RNA of Trachemys scripta elegans, 1762 nucleotides long. RefSeq names its product ribosomal protein S6 kinase B2 (gene RPS6KB2). The record is from RefSeq and is a predicted model, not a curated record. The transcript has 15 exons. Lineage: Eukaryota; Metazoa; Chordata; Testudines; Emydidae. The coding region runs from base 60 to 1478 and encodes 472 amino acids. Gene Ontology annotation, molecular function: ATP binding; protein serine/threonine kinase activity. Gene Ontology annotation, biological process: signal transduction; protein phosphorylation.